This is a messenger RNA of Pezoporus flaviventris, 1900 nucleotides long. RefSeq names its product acetyl-CoA acyltransferase 2 (gene ACAA2). Gene Ontology annotation, molecular function: acetyl-CoA C-acetyltransferase activity. The record is from RefSeq and is a predicted model, not a curated record. NCBI's taxonomy places the organism in Eukaryota, Metazoa, Chordata, Aves, Psittaciformes, Psittacidae. The transcript is spliced from 10 exons. The coding region runs from base 183 to 1376 and encodes 397 amino acids. Gene Ontology annotation, biological process: fatty acid beta-oxidation.
AUUAGAGGAGAAAGAAAUCAAAUCAACUCGAAAUGAAAUAAAAUAAGAUUAAUUAAUUAAUUAAUUAAACGUUCUCUCUAGGCGUGCCCGCCCGCUCCGCCCCCAGCGUGGCGAAUGUGCGGCGGGUGAGGUGGGCGCGGCGGACGUCGGAGCAGCCCGGAGUGGAGUGGAGCGGUGCGGCCAUGGCUCUGCUGCGGGGUGUGUUCAUUGUUGCAGCAAAGAGAACUCCUUUUGGGACUUAUGGAGGUUUGCUGAAGGACUUCACAGCCACUGACCUAACAGAACAUGCUGCUCGAGCUGCACUGGCUGCUGGCAAGGUCUCUCCCGAGAUCAUCGACAGUGUUGUUGUAGGCAGUGUUAUGCAGAGCUCCGCAGAUGCAAUUUAUAUUGCAAGGCAUGUUGGUCUGCGUGUGGGGGUUCCUGUCCCAGUUCCAGCCCUCACUGUCAACAGACUUUGUGGCUCUGGUUUCCAAUCCAUUGCCAAUGGAUGUCAGGAAAUUUGCCUUAAUGAAUCAGAAGUUGUUCUAUGUGGUGGAGCUGAAAAUAUGAGCCAAGCACCGUACGCAGUUCGAAACAUUCGAUUUGGAACUAGAUUGGGAGCAGACCUCAAGCUGGAAGACACACUGUGGGCAGCUCUAACAGAUACACAUGUUAAAAUACCUAUGGCAAUUACAGCUGAAAAUCUGGCUGCAAAGUACAACAUCACGCGAGAAGACUGUGACCGAUAUGCUUUCAAAACGCAACAGAGAUGCAAAGCUGCUCAUGAUGCUGGUUACUUUAAUGCUGAGAUGGCACCAAUUGAAGUGAAAACCAAAAAGGGGAAAGAAAGUAUGCAAAAGGACGAGCAUCCCAAACCCCAGACCACUCUGGAACAAUUGGCAAAACUCCCAACUGUCUUUAAAAAGGAUGGAACAGUCACUGCUGGGAAUGCUUCAGGGGUAUGUGAUGGGGCUGGUGCAGUCAUCAUUGCCAGUGAAUCGGCGCUUAAAAAACACAGUCUUACUCCUCUGGCAAGAAUAGUAGCAUAUCACUCAUCUGGCUGUGAUCCUUCCAUAAUGGGCAUUGGCCCUGUACCUGCAAUUACUGAGGUUCUGAAGAAAGCAGGAUUGACCCUGAAGGACAUGGAUUUAGUAGAGGUGAAUGAGGCAUUUGCACCGCAAUACCUAGCUGUUGAAAAGGUUUUGGGCCUUGACCCUGAAAAAACCAAUGUCAAUGGAGGUGCCAUUGCGAUAGGUCAUCCUUUGGGAGCAUCAGGCUCACGGAUCACAGCUCAUCUGGUUCAUGAGUUGAGGCGUCGUGGUGGGAAAUACGCAGUUGGGUCCGCUUGCAUUGGCGGUGGACAAGGUAUUGCUAUUAUCAUUGAGAACACAGCCUGAGAGAUUCUGGAGACUGCAGUGUUGCCUGAAUUACUAAUUCCCAGAGAAACUACUGCCUUUUGUGACAACAGAGCAUCACUGCCUGCCUUCACUUUGUGCCAUUCCUGCAAGGUAAAGGAAUAGCUGAGAAGUCUGAAUUCUGAACAAAAGGAUUCAUUACUGUCUUUCUAACUAAAGGAAGUGUAAUAAUUUCACACUGAUGAAGUAUUUUCUAAAACCCUCUUUUCAAUCAAAAUUAAUGUAUUUCUGUAGGCGAAAUUAUUGUUUUCAUUUCCUGAGGAAAUUGUCUGUCAAACUUUCACCAAACCUGCCUUAAAAUAGUCAGUGUAGCUUUUUAAGCAAGUUUUGCUUAAACUCUUCUUAUUUCAGUUGCUGCUGCUGUCUGGCACGUGUGCCUCUUUUAUCAUCAGGAAAUGUUAAAAUUUAAUUGGAGACCUGAAGUAUAUACUGAUUGUAGAUUGAUGGCUAUAACCUGUACCCUGCUGGUUUACAAGGGCAAAUAAAUGAGCAAAAGCUGAAAUUUC